Macrobrachium nipponense is the source of this 5042-nucleotide messenger RNA. Its product is annotated as glycine N-methyltransferase-like. The record is from RefSeq and is a predicted model, not a curated record. The transcript is spliced from 7 exons. Gene Ontology annotation, biological process: protein homotetramerization; one-carbon metabolic process; S-adenosylmethionine metabolic process. Gene Ontology annotation, cellular component: cytosol. Gene Ontology annotation, molecular function: identical protein binding; glycine N-methyltransferase activity; S-adenosyl-L-methionine binding. Bases 193 to 1104 code for a protein of 303 amino acids. NCBI's taxonomy places the organism in Eukaryota, Metazoa, Arthropoda, Malacostraca, Decapoda, Palaemonidae.
AUAUAACAGCUUUUGGUCAGCAAAAACUGGUAUAAUCAGGUUAAAACAGGCUAGGGUGCUCCUGUCCUCGGGCCAGGAGAAAUCCGAGAGAGUUUGUUUACUUUACUCAGUAGCAAACUUUCGGCGAGAUCACAUCGACUGCUCGUGUGGUAAAGUCAUCAACAUUAAAGGCUUCCAAACAGCAACUAAAAAAUGACUGAUAACCGGAUAUAUCGUACUCGUACUCUUGGAAUUCCUGCAGAAGGCUUAAAGGACCAGUAUGCAGAUGGAACUGCUGCUAAACUCUGGGAACUUUACAUUGGUGACAAGAAUCACAGAACUCAGAUUUACAGAGACUUUAUCGUCAAUCUUCUAAGAGAAAAUAAGUGUAAUAAUGUUUUGGAUGUAGCUUGCGGAACAGGAGUUGAUAGUAUUAUGCUCCUAGAAGAAGGUUUUAAAUUGACUAGUGUUGAUCUCUCAGAUAAAAUGUUGAAAUAUGCCCUGAAGACACGUUGGAAGAGGCGUAAGGAACCAGCUUUUGAUGACUGGGUGAUUGAGGAAGCUAACUGGCUAACAUUACCAGAAGACAUAGAAGGAGCUGGUUCCUAUGAUGCAGUGGUAUGUCUUGGCAAUUCCUUUGCACAUCUUCCAGAUAUUUCAGGAGACCAAAGUGAACAUAAGUUAGCACUGAAGAAUUUUGCAGAGAUGGUGAAACCAGGUGGGAUAUUGGUGAUAGAUCACAGAAAUUAUGAUGCAAUCAUUGAAAAAGGAUCUGCACCUUCUCACAAUAUUUACUAUAAUAGUGACCACAUUCAAGACAUUAAAACUUCAGUAUUAUAUGUCAAUGGCAAAGCAUCUCUGGUUACCUUAGAUUAUGUAAUGGAUGUAACGACUGCCUCUCGUGAUGAAACUGAUUCAGAGAUUGCGAAGAAAGGCCGAGUUGAAGAUUACACCAGAGGCAACUUCCGCUUGUCAUACUUUCCUCACCGAGUCAAAAGAUUCACAGAGUUGUUAAAUGAAGCCUUUGGGAAAGGGUGUCGGCAUCGUGCUUAUGGAGAUUUUAAGUCCAUUGAAGAGGCAGAUAACCCAGCAUUUUACAUACAUGUUGUUCAGAAGCCAUCAUAGAAUAAAAUCUAUGUUAUUAUUGUGUGACCUGAGGCAGGUUGUGAUAUUCUCUGUAAGUUGUAUACCUAGAAAUGACCAUUCCUUGACUCAGUUGUUCAUUGUUGGCUAAAUUUUGUUAGCCACACUUUGUUGAAGAAGAUUUCUCAGCCAAAUUGUGUUAGCUGUAAUUUGUUGAUGAAGGUUUCUCAGCAGUUUGUUGUUUUGAUUUUUUAUAUUUUGUUGUUUUGAUUUUUUAAUGAGAUGACCUUUUGAUUUUUUAAUGAGAUGACCUUUUCAUUAUAAUUUCCUCUCCCCAUUUGACAGAUAUUAAAUUUAUUUCUUCAAAAGGUCGUUAUAUCUCUAAGAAAGUUUUUAUAUUUUAUGUAUUUGAGUGUUGUUAAUUUGUGCAUGCACGUGGAGAUUUUUAUGUUACGAAACAUGCCUUUUACGAAUUGUGAAUGUGCUUAAGUAAUUCUUAAAUUCAAUAUAAAAAAAAUUAAGUUUCACUUAUAUAUUUUUUAUUCUACCAUCAAAAUGAAUUUUGUUUUCAUUACUGUUGUUGAUAUUUUAAUAGUUAUUUUAUUUAAUUACAGUAUUCAUAUUGAGAUAAGCUAAGCUGUAAUUAUUCUUGGCUGAAAUAUGAUUAAAGUUGCAGGUGAGAUAAGAUGCAGUGUCUAUGCUUUUUCAUUAAAGUAUUUAUAGUACUUAUUUUCAAGUUUCAGUACCUACUGUCUCUUUAUACUGAAAGUGCAUAUCAAAUAAACUGUGAAUAUUGUGUGUAUUGCAAGUGGCCAGAUUUUAAGUGAACUGUCUUUUAUAAUGGUUUUCUUCAGCUCACAAACAUGUGGGGAAAAAAUUCAAAACUUUUUGUGAAGAGAUAAAGAGAAUUUGCAGCACUCUUAAAGAUAAAUGUAGCAAACUGAAAUACUCUUUGGACUCAUUUCAUAACUAUAGAUGUAAAUACAGCACUGCAUAAUGGAUAUGACUAAAUUGUUUUCAUUUCUGGAAUUGUAGAAUUACUGUGAAUUUCCCCAUUUCCCAACCUAAGAAAGGUUGUCCUAGUUGUUGCAUCAAUGAUUACUUUUUCUUACAGAAGUAAAUCUUGUAUGUGUGAAGGGAAACUUUAAGGCUACUUAUGGCUGUUUGGUUUCAGUAAUAGGAUAUUGCAUGUAUAAAAGGACUCUUAGCUCUGAAUUAAUCUUCAGUUUAUAGACGUUUAAUGGUACUACAUACUUACAUUGCUCUCAGGAAUGUUUGUUCUCACUGGUAAUUUUAGAUUGUAUAAUAAAACCAAGUACAUCAUGUACUCUAUAUUGCUCAGUGUUAUUUGGCGGAAGGGUAUUAACUAAAUAAUCAGCUCUUGUAAAUCAUGACUACAGUAUUUUUACAUACAGUAUAAUUCCUCAUACUAUAUAAUGAUUUUCUUUAAAUUACACUUUGGUACUUCAUUACAUUAAAUCAUAUGUCAUAAUCAUGCUUCAAUCAUUUGUCAGUGGUUAUGAAGUAGUUAUUAGUUUAUUAUACUAAUAUGCUUGCAGUUUUGAAGUUUACCACAUGAAACAUUUAUCAGAAAACUAAUUUUGACCCAAAUUGUUUAAAGGCCUAUUUAAGCUUUAAAUCCAACAUACUGUAAUGUAUUUUGAUAUUCAUAAUGCAAGUUAAAUUAGAUAAGCAUCACUUUUGUGUACCAAGUAGGCUACAGUGGUCAGGAAAAUAAAUGCAUAAUUUGAAGUUACUUUUCAAUGUGGGAAAAUUAUGGCCUUAAAGGUUAAGUAUAUACUUAUAAUCCAAUUUUGAAACAAAAGUUAGAAGCAAUUUAAAUUUAAUUUUUUAGGAGUAUAGUUGUUUAAAAAUAAUUUCCUAUGAAGUUUGGAGGUCUAAGAAUUGAAUUCUACAGCUGUAUGAAACCUUUUGCACAUAAAUUUUUUUUUUCUUUUGGAUGAAGUCUGGUGGAAACUUGUAAAAGUUGACUUUCAGCUCACGAGGCUUUUUACAUUUGUAUACCUGGGAAAAAUACAAAUUACCUUAAAAAUUUGGCCUAUACAUCAGUCAUCAGGUUUUGUAAAUUAUGAAAGUAGUCACAAAGCCUUGCUCAGUUAUUUUUUUUCACAGUGCUGUAAAGUGAUGAAAAUUUUAUGCUUGUGCAUGUAAACUUAACCAUUUCAGACCUAUUAUUCAUAAUUACUAUAAACAGUCCUUAUUAGUAUCUGUAUGUAUGGUAAUAGAGGGAUUUUUCCAUUCUUAGCUUAGUAAGCAUGACAUUUGACUUGUUAAAAAUUCUGCGGUUUCAGAUAAAUUUUGGAAAAAUAUUAUCCACUUAAGCUUUGCCAUUAACAUGAGUUACAAUAUUUAAGUCUUAUGCUUUACGAGAAAAUCCAUAUAUCAGAGGAUUCUUUAGGUAGCUGACAGUAUUAAGAAGAAUUACAAACCAUUACCUUCUUUAGGUAAUUAAGUAGUACUUAAUACCUUUUGAUUUUUUUACAUGAAUAAAAUAUAAAAUUUUUGCAAAUAAAUUGACAAGCAUUAGGUUUUAUUUUGAAUAUUGUGUGUUCAUAAGAGUUGUAAUAAUAUACACUACAUUAUGACUAUCCACUUAAAUAUUAAAAAAUAGUUAUGAUAACUCAAUAGUGGUCAUACAGUCAACUCUAAAACUGUGAGUUAAUGGAGCUUUUUGAAUAAUAAUUCAAGAAUCAUUUAUGAACUACUGAGGCAGUAACAGGGAUCUAAAUAGCAGUACUUCAAAUAUAGUCAGAAUCCUUAGACUGUAACAUUAUUUUUACAAUAUGAAAAACUAUUUUGUUAUUUAUUUUAUUUACCGAUCUUACACUAGGAAUGAUCUUUUUUCAUGAAUUCAAACCCUUACAAGGCACUGAAACUUGUUUCUUGGUGAGAUAAGAGGGUCAACUAUGUUUGCAUAAAAUUACUUUCUGUGAAAGAGUUCUUCUAUGAAGGCAUGUUUAUGUAAAUGCUAAUUAGAAAUGAAAAUUGCCCAUGUUGCCUUAAUUGUAAGAUAAACAUGUGAGUGGUAGUCUCCUGUAUGUAUCAUAAAAAAAAAAAGGGGGGGGGGGGGGGGGGGACUAUUAGUGUGCAAAGAGGGAUACAUUUACGAAAUUAAUAGAUAUUUUAAAGGAGUGACAUUUAGAGCUAAAAUAAUUUUACUUCAAUUUCAUUUAAAUGGGAGUAACUAGUAAAAACUAAAGUGAUAACAGAUUAACUUGAAAGGUGUGGCAUUUAAUAAUUUAAUUGAAGUCAUAUUGAUUCAUAUGUAAGUAUUUUUAAUAUAAGAAAAUCUUGUUUACCAACUAAUAAUAAUAAUAGCAAGGAUUAGUUUUCCAGAAAAAAAUAAUAAUAAUUAUUAUUACUAUUAUUAUUAUUAGUUGGUAAACAAGAGUUUAUUAUGUUAAAACCAAAUCUCCAAAAUAAUCAUUAGAAUUUUGUCCUCCAAUCCUUGGGAAAUAUUUGGGGUUUCAUACUUUUUUCUUUCUUUUUUUUCUGUAUCAGAUUGUUGCCCAAAAUUAUAUGGUUCACCUUCUGAACUGCAUGGAAACUGAUUUUCUUUUUUGUUCCCCUGCAUCCUUAAAUCCACUACAUAAAUAUGGUGCAGCUGAAGCAGUAAAAGUGUCCCAGAGGUAUUCUGCAAUGUUACUCUUGUGACAUUUCUUAUGCCACUCCUUUACUAACCUUGAGAUUAAGAUAGUGUUUGCCAAAAAGUUUUCUUUAUAUUCUCUAAAAAUAUUCAGCAUAAUCAUUUCUCAUUGAUUGAACUGAAAAAAUUUGUUACUGAUUAUUUCCAGCUGGCCUGAACUGUGAUGAGCCUGAUACAUUAAAUAAUCAGAGGUUUUAUAUUUCUUUUCCAAUAAUUCUUCAAUGAAAGGACAAUUGGAGAGGUGAUCCACUUUUAAAAUUGACAAAUUUCAUAUUGAUUUAACAUUUAAUUGGGUAAUAAAGGUAACAGUCAA